Messenger RNA from Castor canadensis (American beaver), 780 nucleotides. RefSeq names its product ubiquinol-cytochrome c reductase complex assembly factor 6 (gene Uqcc6). Gene Ontology annotation, biological process: mitochondrial respiratory chain complex III assembly. Gene Ontology annotation, cellular component: mitochondrion. The record is from RefSeq and is a predicted model, not a curated record. Lineage: Eukaryota; Metazoa; Chordata; Mammalia; Rodentia; Castoridae.
GGUCCGCCCCGGCUCCGGAGCGCACUUCCGCUCGCCCUGGGACAGGCUGUCCUGCGACUGCAUUUGGCUUCCACAGGGCGGGGGAGUGCGCUCUGCAGCUCCUGUCCUGAGCUCUCCGACCAUGCCCGCGGGCGCGUCCUGGCCCAGCUACCUGAAAAUGUUGGCGGCCAGCCUCCUGGCCAUGUGCGCGGGGGCCCAAGUGGUGCACAGGUACUACCGGCCCGACCUGUCAAUACCUGAAAUUCCACCAAAGCCUGGAGAGCUCAAAACGGAGCUUUUGGGACUGAAAGAGAGACAACCUGAGCCUCAAAUUUCUCAGCACUAGAAACUUCGGAAUGCAGUGGUGCCAAGAAUUCUGUGAAUACCAAGUCUUAAAUACGUAUUUUCUUAAUUUAUUUGAGUCAAACUAUGUGUCCUGAAGCACCCAAUUCAGGGCUAACUGCAAGGAGAGGUGCUGCAUUGAAACUGAUCUGGCGAACUUUCACUAAGGUUUGACCAAUGUCUCAUGAAAACUGCCAAACUACAUAUCCUUUUACUGAUUUAUUUCUCCAAAUUAGCUUGAGUGUAAUGGCAAAUGAGAAUUAUAAAUUAAAUAUAAUAAAAAUCAUACUGACAGUGAAUGUUUAUGGGAUAUAAGUAUUUCUCCAAAUAUUGGGAAGUACACUUUGUACUACAUUGUAUCAAAAUGUUUAAAGUUUGAGGUUCUUUUGUAAUUGUGUAGGUAACAAAAUUAUAACAUUUGUGACUUGCUCUGUCAUAAGGUCCUUAACCACCAAUUUG